AUGAGUCCCAAUGAGUCAGCCGUUCAGCAGGCUCUAGAAUUCAAAAACCAAGGAAAUGUAUUCAUCAAGGAAAAGAAGUUCAAUGAGGCUGUAGAAAGCUAUUCCAAGGCACUAGAGUUGGAUGAUACGCAAUCGAUAUACUAUUCGAAUCGGGCCUUUGCUAGAGUGAAGUUAGACAAUUUCCUCACUGCCCUUGAAGACUGUAAUAGGGCCCUCGAACUCGACCCAAAAAAUAUCAAGGCCUUGCACAGAAGAGGUCUGUCCUACGUUGGCCUUUUAGAAUUCAGUUUAGCUCGUAAAGACUUUAAGAAACUUUUACUGAUGAAACCCAACGAACCAACAGCGGUGAAGGCGCUUGAAGCGUGUGAGAAGUUCAUUCGUGAGGAGAGGUUCAGAAAAGCUAUUGCUGGUGAUGGUGGUGAAAUCAAAGUAAACCUUUGUUCCAAGGUUCAGCUUUCGUCCUUUGACGGGAAUGCUGACCUCAUCAGCUACAGUGGGCUCAAAUUGGACAUUGCCCAGUUGAAAGAUGACAAGCAAGAAGCUAGUGGAGCGCUAAUCAACAACAUGUCUCAAGAGUUUGUGUCCUUCAUGGUGAAUGAUGUGUUUUUGAAAGGUAAGAAUCUCCCCAAGAAAUAUGUAGCAGCCAUAGUCUCGCAUGCGGAGCGGUUAUUCCGACAAGAGCCGUCAGUUGUUGAGCUGCAGAACCUGACCGAAACUGAUAUCAAAAUUUCGGUCUGUGGUGACACUCAUGGUCAAUUUUAUGAUGUAUUGAACAUCUUCCGCAAAUUCGGCAAAGUGGGCUCGAAACACAGCUACCUAUUCAAUGGGGAUUUCGUUGACCGUGGAUCUUGGUCUUGUGAGGUGGCCAUUUUGUUUUACUGUCUGAAGAUCCUAUUUCCUAAUAAUAUGUUCAUCAACAGAGGUAAUCAUGAGACGGACAAUAUGAAUAAAAUUUAUGGUUUCGAAGAUGAGUGCAAGCACAAGUACUCUCCUAGGAUCUUUGAAAUGUUUUCACAGAGUUUUGAAGCCUUACCCCUGGCAACGGUUAUAAAUGAGAAAUAUCUCGUUAUGCAUGGUGGUCUAAGUGCCGACCCCUCUGUCACUUUGGCAGAUUACAAGAAGAUCGAUAGGUUUUCUCAACCACCAAGAGACGGGCCCUUCAUGGAACUUCUGUGGUCAGAUCCUCAAGCCAAUAACGGGCUUGGUCCCUCGGAACGUGGUUUGGGCCAUUCAUUUGGGCCGGACAUCACUGCUAAGUUUUUGGCCGCUAAUAAGUUGUCCAAAAUUUUCAGAUCUCACGAGGUAAGAAUGGGUGGUGUAUUAUUUGAACACGAUAAGAAGCUUGUUACAGUGUUUAGUGCGCCUAACUACUGUGACUCUCAGGGUAAUUUGGGCGGAGUUAUUCAUGUUGUUCCGGGGGCAGGUGUUAUCGGUCAAAACGAUAAUGACGACGAGGAUCUGGUAGUGGAAACUUUCGGAGCCGUUAGUCAUCCUGCUAUUAAACCCAUGGCCUACUCAAAUGGGGGGCUAGGGCUCUAG
Lachancea dasiensis is the source of this 1539-nucleotide messenger RNA. The record is from the annotation of a GenBank genome assembly. Lineage: Eukaryota; Fungi; Ascomycota; Saccharomycetes; Saccharomycetales; Saccharomycetaceae.